ACACAGUGGCCCAGGUCAGCCGAUGAACCAGGAGUGUACAUGGCACAAACAGGAGACCCUGCGGCCGAGGAAUGGUCCCAGUGGAGCGUCUGCUCCCUGACCUGUGGGCAGGGUACCCAGGUGCGAACUCGCUCCUGCGUCUCAUCGCCUUACGGGACUCUGUGUAGCGGGUUGUUGCGGGAGACCAGGAUAUGCAAUAAUACCGCCACCUGCCCAGUGGAAGGCCAGUGGCUGGACUGGGGGUCCUGGAGCCGCUGCUCCGUGUCGUGUUCCAACGGGACUCAGCAGCGCAGCCGCAAGUGCAGCGUCUCGGCUCACGGCUGGGCGGAGUGCAAAGGAGCUCACGCCGACGCCCGGGAGUGCUACAACGCAGAAUGCCCAGCUGACAGCAAAUGGGGCCCGUGGAACCACUGGAGUUUGUGCUCCAAGACGUGUGACACAGGCUGGCAGCGACGCUUCCGUAUGUGCCAGGGGACAGGCGUGCAAGGCUACCCAUGUGAGGGCAGUGGGGAGGAAGUCAAGACGUGCAACGAGAAGAAAUGCCCAGCCUACCAUGAGAUGUGCAAAGAUGAGUAUGUCUCCUUGAUGACUUGGAAGAAAGCUGCUGCCGGUGAGAUCGUCUACAAUAAAUGCCCAUCCAAUGCCACAGGGUCUGCCAGUCGCCGGUGCCUGCUCAACUCCCACGGUGUGGCUUACUGGGGCACGCCCAGCUUCGCACGCUGCAUUUCUCACGAGUACCGAUACUUACAUCUCUCACUCCGCGAGCACCUUGCUAAGGGGCAGCGCAUGCUGGCAGGCGAGGGCAUGUCUCAGGUGGUCCGUGCCCUGCUGGAGCUCGUAGCUCGCAAAACGUACUACAGCGGGGACCUGCUUUUCUCGGUGGAGAUCCUGCGCAAUGUCACGGACACGUACAAGAGAGCUACCUACAUCCCUUCCUCAGAUGAUGUGCAGCGAUUCUUCCAAGUUGUCAGUCACAUGGUGGAUGCUGAAAACAGGGACAAGUGGGAGGAUGCUCAGCAGGUCUUGCCUGGCUCCGUUCUCCUCAUGAAGGUGGUUGAGGAUUUCAUCCACCUGGUAGGGGACGCCCUCAAGGCCUUCCAGAGCUCCCUCAUUGUCACGGACAACUUAGUAAUCAGCAUCCAGAGAGAGCCGGUUUCUGCUGUCUCCAGUGACAUCAACUUCCCCAUGAAAGGCCGGCGGGGAAUGAAAGACUGGGCCCGCCACUCUGAAGACAAAAUCUUCAUUCCGAAAGAAGUCCUCAGCCUCUCCUCUUCUGAAACCGAUGAAUCAUCGUAUUUCGUCAUUGGCGCCAUCUUGUAUCGCACAUUGGGACUAAUCCUGCCUCCUCCUAGAAGUCCCCUAGCUGUCAUGUCCAAAGUUCUCACAGUGACGGUGAAGCCACCAACCAAGGCUGUGGAACCCUUGAUCAUCGUGGAGCUGUCCCAUAUCAUCAACGGCACCUCGCAUCCUCGGUGUGUGACCUGGGAGUACGCCAAAGUGGAGCUUGGCGCCGGGAACUGGAACACCGAGAACUGCCAGGCCGUGGAAACUCUCUCGGCUCAUACCAAGUGCCAGUGCAGCCAGCUGUCCACCUUCGCCGUGGUCGCCCAGCUGCCCAAAGACCUGGCCAUGGACUCUGGUGGUUCCCCCUCAGUCCCCCUCAUGAUUGGUUGUGCUGUAUCCUGUAUGGCUCUGCUGACCUUACUAGUGAUCUAUGCCGCAUUCUGGAGGUUCAUCAAGUCAGAACGCUCCAUCAUUCUUCUGAAUUUUUGCGUCUCCAUUUUGGCCUCCAACGUGUUGAUCUUGGUGGGGCAGUCCCAGAUGCUUAGUAAGGGCGUCUGCACCAUGACAGCUGCAUUCCUCCAUUUCUUCUUCCUCUCCUCCUUCUGCUGGGUGCUGACAGAGGCUUGGCAGUCCUACUUGGCUGUGAUUGGUAGGAUCCGGACACGCCUCGUUCGUAAACGCUUCCUCUGCCUUGGAUGGGGAUUGCCGGCCUUGGUAGUUGCAGUCUCUGUUGGCUUUACCCGGACCAAAGGAUAUGGAACAUCCACCUACUGCUGGCUGUCCCUUGAAGGAGGAUUGCUCUAUGCUUUUGUUGGUCCCGCUGCUGUGAUUGUUCUGGUCAACAUGCUAAUCGGAAUCAUAGUCUUCAACAAGCUUAUGUCUCGAGAUGGCAUCUCAGAUAAGUCCAAAAAGCAGCGAGCUGGGGCAUCGCUAUGGAGCUCCUGUGUGGUCCUGCCCCUGCUGGCGCUCACCUGGAUGUCGGCCGUGCUCGCCAUGACCGACCGGCGCUCCAUCCUCUUCCAGGUCCUCUUUGCCGUCUUCAACUCAGUCCAGGGCUUCGUCAUCAUCACCGUCCACUGCUUUCUGCGCAGAGAGGUCCAAGAUGUGGUGAAGUGCCAGAUUGGAGUGUGCAAGAGUGAUGAGAAUGAGAACUCGCCCGACUCCUGUAAGAACGGGCAAGUGCAGAUCAUGACAGAUUUUGAAAAGGAUGUUGACCUGGCGUGUCAGACAGUCCUCUUCAAAGAGGUUAACACGUGCAACCCGGCCACCAUCACGAGCACCUUGUCGCGCAUCUCCUUGGACGGGGACGAGGAUCCAAAGCUCAACACCAGCUCCGAGGGCGGCCUGGGCUUCUCCACCCUCCCUGGCAACAUACCGCCCACUUCCAUACUGGUGCAGGUGCCCAAAAUGACCCACAACGUGGUGAAAGGGCUGAACGAGCUCAAUGACCCGCCUGCCAAGAAGGACGUCAACCUGGACGCGGCGCGGGGGCCAGUCUACCUGUGUGGCGAGAGCACCUUGAGGCAACUGGACUACGGCUGGCUGCGGCCGCAGGAGGCCGCCAUCGAGAGCAACUACAUGGUGCUGCCCCGGCGGACAGUGAGCCUUAAGCCCUUCGCCAGGGAGGAGGGCAAGCUCAACAUCAAGCUGGAUGAGGCCCCGGGCCUGGGCAAGGGCCGCCACGUGAUGGAGGCCGAGGCCUACCCCAGCUUUGCCUCAGUGGACCACAUCAAUGUGAACUUGAACCAGCCCUAUGGGACGGUCAAGCACCCGUACGGCCUCCAGUUCAAGCAGCACCCCACGGUGCGGCAGAUCCUGGCUUCGGAGCUGUCGGAGCGCAGCCGCACCAUGCCGCGGACCGUGCCUGGCUCUGCCAUGAAGGUGGGCUCCUUGGAGAGGAAAAGACUGCGGUACUCUGACCUGGAUUUUGAGAAAGUUAUGCAUACAAGGAAACGCCACUCAGAACUUUACCAUGAGUUGAAUCAGAAAUUUCACACAUUGGACCGGUAUCGGGCUCCAGCUACUAACGCCACAAAGAGGGAGAAGCGAUGGAGCGUCUCUUCAGGGAGCGGAGAGAAGAACCUGGCUGGCGACGUAACCAGCCCAGAGAACCGGCAGCAGAAACAGAAGUCUUGGAGCACCUUCAAGGCCAUGACGCUGAGCUCUCUGCCCUCCAAGCACCGGGAGAAACUGGAGCUGCAUUCGGCUGACUGGGAAAAGCAUUGCAUGAGCCUGGAUCUAUCCGAGGGGGACUUCCAGACGGAGGUGUGAGCCUCAGGGACGCUGUGAUUUAGCAAUCUAUAUAUAUAUA
This is a messenger RNA of Elgaria multicarinata webbii, 3595 nucleotides long. It is a transcript of the gene ADGRB2, whose product is annotated as adhesion G protein-coupled receptor B2. The record is from RefSeq and is a predicted model, not a curated record. The transcript is spliced from 28 exons. NCBI's taxonomy places the organism in Eukaryota, Metazoa, Chordata, Lepidosauria, Squamata, Anguidae. Gene Ontology annotation, biological process: cell surface receptor signaling pathway; adenylate cyclase-activating G protein-coupled receptor signaling pathway; peripheral nervous system development. Bases 40 to 3555 code for a protein of 1171 amino acids. Gene Ontology annotation, cellular component: plasma membrane. Gene Ontology annotation, molecular function: G protein-coupled receptor activity.